UACCAACUGAAAGUUUGCGAUUAAAUUUUCAGUUUAAGCAUAAUGACGGAAAUAGAGGAUCGUAUUCAGGGUUGGAAUGAUGGAUUUGAAGAAUUGUUAAGUUAUAUACCUGCAAAACUGUAUUAUCGAGAACAAACGACGAACCAAUGGAAGCAAAAGAAGUCGUCUUCUGAAGAAAAAAAGGAACGUCGCAAAAUGAAGUUCUCUUUGGAUGGUUUAAACGACGAAGAGGAAUCUCAAAAAGAAGGAAAGAGACCUCCAAAUUGGAGUGCUGAAAAAGAUAACGGGGAAGAGAAUGAAGAUUCUGAUCGCCGUGCUGAAAGUAUGUCACAGAUACGUGGAAAACUAGCUUCCAAGAUUCAGGACAUGCGAGAAAAGCGCAAAGCUAGCAAUCUGGACCAGAAAAAGCAGAAUAAAAAAGUAUCCACCGAAGAGAAGAAGACUGCUUCCAAGAAGAAGUCCCCCAAAAAUCAAGCUUCGUCUCGUGCUGGUUUUUAGACAAAGUUAGACAUACUAGCAAAGCGUCUUACAAAGGGUAAUAUAGGAUAUUAGGAGUUGUUUACAUUGUUUUUUUUUUUUGGAUUUUUACGUUGCGCUCGGUUUCCGUUUUGGAAAAAGCUGACAUUGCUAUCUGAAUGAGCAGAUAUUUAAUUUUACGUAUAUUUGUUCAUUAGGAAAGGAACAAUAAAAUAUGGUUGAACGG
Messenger RNA from Schizosaccharomyces cryophilus OY26, 703 nucleotides. RefSeq names its product ribosome biogenesis protein Rrp14-N. NCBI's taxonomy places the organism in Eukaryota, Fungi, Ascomycota, Schizosaccharomycetes, Schizosaccharomycetales, Schizosaccharomycetaceae. The transcript is spliced from 3 exons. The coding region runs from base 43 to 498 and encodes 151 amino acids. The record is from RefSeq and is a predicted model, not a curated record.